CGAGCCCCACAGGGGGUGCCCCUCAUCAUCCCCCCCCGCCCCUAACGGCACACACGGGGUGGGCAGAGCCAGCCCGGAUCUGGGGCAGCUGGAAAAUGAGGAGGACGAAGCCUAUUAGCAGCUCAGUGCCAGCGAAGCAGAAGCGGAGAGGGAAGCGGAUUUGCGGGGGGAAGGGGGCCAGGACCUUGAGCCAGCGAUGGCUAUAUUGGUCCUGGGUUUUUCUAAGGAGCUGCCAGGGGGGUCAGGGCCCCCCCCUGGAUCCUCUGCUUGGGCCAGACCCCCGGCAGGAGAACAUCCAUGGCUGCAGGGAUGGGGAUGGUCCCUGUGCCGAGGAUGUCCCUGUCUGUGGUCCCCCCACCACAUCCACGCGCUGGCUGAAAGAUAAGGGGAAUGAUUCCAAAAUGUGGUCCUGGGCAGACUGGGGCACAAGUGGGCUGCACUUUUGUAGCUCAGAGGGCUCUUCUACCUGUCUGUUGGUGCUGGGGAGGAUGGGGGAGCAGACGGGGGUCCCCUGUGCCCUGUGUGGGCCUUUUUGGGGUCCUCUCAGAGGCGCAAGCGUCCUUGCGGGGUCUGCGGGAAGGGCUGAGCUGCUGGUGCCUCCAGAUCUUGUGCCUCAGUUUCCUCAAGCUGCCGAGCAGGGCUGCGGCUGUCACGGAGGGAGGGCCUUGGUUCGGUUCGGUUCAGCGGUGGCCGUCAUUAACCACUGUGGGUUUUCCCCUUUUUUCCCCUCCGCCGCAGCCCAAAUCGAAGUGAUCCCGUGCAAGAUCUGCGGAGACAAGUCCUCAGGGAUCCACUACGGCGUUAUCACCUGCGAGGGCUGCAAGGGUUUUUUUCGGAGGAGCCAGCAGAACAACGCCAGCUACUCCUGCUCCCGGCAGAGGAACUGCCUGAUCGACCGCACCAACCGCAACCGCUGCCAGCACUGCCGCCUGCAGAAAUGCCUGGCGCUGGGCAUGUCCCGCGACGCGGUGAAGUUCGGCCGCAUGUCGAAGAAGCAGCGGGACAGCCUCUACGCUGAGGUGCAGAAGCACCAGCAGAGCCAGGAGCAGAGCGGCGGCACCAAGGAUGAGCCCGAACCCCUGAGCCGCGUCUACACCACCAGCGUCAGCAGCGGGCUCUCGGACCUGGACGACAUCUCCACGCUGUCGGACGGGCUCCUCUUCGACUUCCCCCUCACCCCCGAUGGCAGCAGCACCUACUACAACCUCGACCUGCUCGCCUCGGCGCAGCCCUCGCCCGACCAGUCCAGCCUGGACGUGGCCGAUGCCACGCUCAUCAAGCAGGAGUCCAUCUACGAGCUGAUGCUGGAGCCAGCCCUGUUCUCGCACGGCACGCUGGAGGGCGGCCAGCUGGCCGCCGAUAUCUCCGUCCUCGAGAUCGACCGGGUGGCCCAGAACGUGGUGAAGUCGCACUUGGAGACGUGCCAGUACACGACGGAGGAGCUCAAGCGCCUGGCGUGGAGCCUCUACUCCCCCGAGGAGGUCCGCGCCUUGCAGAGCAAGAGCUGCGAGGCCAUGUGGCAGCAGUGCUCGCUGCAGAUCUCCAACGCCAUCCAGUACGUGGUGGAGUUCGCCAAGCGCAUCGACGGCUUCAUGGAGCUCUGCCAGAACGACCAGAUCAUCCUCCUGAAAGCCGGUUGCCUCGAGGUGCUCCUGAUCCGCAUGAUCCGCGCGUUCAACCCCUUGAACAACACCGUCCUCUUCGAGGGGAAGUUUGGCGGCAUGCAGAUGUUCAAGUCGCUCGGCUGCGACGACCUCAUCGGCGCCAUCUUCGAGCUGGGGAGGACCCUGUGCCGCCUGCAGCUGUCGGACGAGGAGCUCGCCCUCUUCACCGCCGCCGUCCUGCUCUCCCCAGAUCGCCCGUGGCUGACAGAGUCCAAGAAAGUGCAGAAGCUCCAGGACAAGAUCUACGUGGCCCUGCAGCACGAGAUCCAGAAGAAACACUCCACUGAGGACAAGCUCUCCAAGAUGGUUUCCAAGGUGCCCUUGAUGAAGACCAUUUGCAAUCUGCACUUGGACAAGCUGGAAUUUUUCCGUCUCCUGCACCCGGAGACUGCCAUGAACUUCCCACCCCUCUAUAAGGAGGUCUUCAACUCCGAGCUCCAGUACAGCGACCCACGGGAGAGCUAAGGCUGGGAGCCACCGGCCCCCUUCGAGUUCCCCAAAAAUUUGGAGAUGAACUAAACUUCAGAGGUUUGGGGCAGUUUAUUUAAAAUCAAAUAAUCAAACUCAAGAGAACCCAGGGGGCUGGGGUAUCUCCCUGGCCCCAUUUCCUCGCUGUGGAUUGCAAUAGCUCUUGAAUGUAAAGCACCUUGAAGGAAAAAGCAAACGGACUUUGCCAUACCAGUGAAAUGAAUGUGAAAUCUUCGCUCGGGAGAGGAGAUGCUCCAGGCAGUGGUAAGGGACCGACUCCUCUCCGCAGCGCACGGAUCCAGGGGAGCGCACGCCACGCACACGCCGCCGUGCUUGCGGCACGUUCCUUCCUGCUGUCCUGGCUGCGCUCUCCGUCUCUGUGGGUUUUUUUUGUUUUUGUUUUUUUUUUUUUUAACCCAAACACAAGGCAUGGGAUAAAGAAGGGGCAAUGCAGACUCGGCCAGAUAGCGGUGAGCCAGGCCCGUGGGAGCAGCUCUGGGCUCCCAGCUGGAGCCAAGGAGAGGGCAGAGGCAGAGCCUUUGCUUUAUUCUUUCUCUUGUGGGUGCAGCGAGCCCACUGGGCACGGGAUGACCUCGGGAGCUUGGCCAAGAAAGACCUGGGGGGGGGAUUCAGCAGAGGAUUUUCCCAUGGAGGAGGCUGGCUUGAGGGAGAGGAUGCCCAGUGCAGCAGGGGAAGAGCUUUGCAGGGUCUCCGUGCCCUCCGUCACAGCAUUUUCCCAAAUGCCCGGCUAAGUCCCCAUCCAGCCGGUUGACCACGGCUUUGCGGAGCCUCGUGGCACCUUUCCGCAUCCCGGGCGCUUUUCAAAGAGGGGCAAUGCCCUUGUGACUGUGGCCAAAUCCCAGCUCCUGGCUGCUCCCCGGCGGAGGCGGCCGCAGGCUGGUGGUGCAGGCGCUGGGGCUGGGUGCCUGUCCCCGCGCGUCGCCGCAGGCAGUGGCCCUUUGGGUGCUGGCUGUUGUGUGUAGUUUUCUUACUGAGACCGUUAAAACCGCCCCGUGGCUCAGCACCCAGAGGAGGUUUUGCGGCCUUUCCUCUGACCAACCCCCAGCCUCUUCCACUGCUGGGUCCCCCCCUUCCUGUGCCAGGACCACCGGCAGCACGGCCAUGGCUACUGUUGAGUUGGACGCGGGUUUUUCGCCCCCAAGGAGCUCUUUAGAACUGUUAGUUUGGGGUUUGUUCUCUAUUUAGCAGCAUCCAGGAGCUUUCUAGGGAGAGAAACUGCCCAUUGGGGUCAAGGGAAAGCGAAAGGUCCUUCUUCCUUCCCUGGGAAGUCGCAGCGUGGUCAGGACCCGCUGCUCCAAGCUUGGGAGGUUUAAAAGGGCCAAGAAGGGAUGGAUUUGUGGGGCGAUGUUGCAAAAACCCACAGCUGGCGAGGUUGCUUGAAGGACUCUGGCCAGGCUCCUCUGCAGAUUUUUUUUUUUUUCCAUCCCUAUUCCUUCUCCUCCUGUGACGAAUGCAAAAAGCCAUUCGAAAGGGAAAAAGCCGUUCUGAGGCAGCCCCAGUUUCUGCUGACAAAGGGCUAAAAUCCCAAGCCCCUUCCCACUUCGUGUUGGUUUCUCUUGUGCCCAACCCCGUCCUCCAGCAGCUCGGAUCGUCUCUGAGCAUGAGCUGAAGACCUUCAGUUUGAUCGUUGAACCCCUUAAACUAAACGAGCAGCUUUCUUAGCAAUGGUAGGGGAUAUUCAUGCUUUCAGUUAAAACAGACCUCCUAAGGAAGACUACGGACCAGCCUCGACCAGGGAAGACUCACCAGGAAGCCGACGGGAUUUCUGCUUCAGUGUAAGGCAGAGAAAAACUCGGGACUGUGUUAUUCCCCGGCAGCUACCGUCCGCCACGUCCAGCCGUGUGCUUUCUGGUUUUGCUAAACCACCAUCUGAACUGCUUCUCGGAGCGCAUCGGAGUUCGUCAGCCUUGUUUCUCUCCCCGACGGCGUUAGAGCCCAGGUCUCUGGGGAAGGCUGCUGCCCCUCCCAGCGGCCCCGCUCGAUGUUGAGUGCCAAUGCGUCGUUCUCCAGCGCAGCGUUCACCAGGGUGGGGACGCGCUGUGCUUGUUUUCCUGCCCUCUCGUAUCCUAAAGCUUGUGAGAAGUGAGAAGUCAGUACUGCCUUUUUCAUUUAGAGGGUUGUGCCUUUUUUUUUUUUUGAAGAAUCAUUUCCAACAGCGCCGUUCGCUUCCCGGCUCCUCUUUGCAGGGAAAAGCACUUGAGAAAAUGAAUGUGCUUUGCGGAGGGGGCUCUCGCCCUCCGUUUCUGCAGGACAGCAGCACUCCCUUUCUCAGAGGAAACAGCCACAGCUGUUUUGAAAUGUUUGGGGGGAAAAAAAAAAAAAAAAAAGCACACACCCUUCUUUAUGUCCUUGGUAUUUGUCAGCCAAUGUGGUCACUGUCACCGUUUUCAUUUCAUCCGGCAAAGAAACCAAGAAAGCACCUUAAAUCAGGAAAAGACUGAGCCCUCACCACCAGUUGCGUUUUUCUGGCUUAGGACACAGCGUCCAUCUCAUGGGAGAGAUUUUGGAUUCUGAGCAAUAAAAGCCCCCGUGGGAAUCUAGGGAAGACUGGAAGUAUUAAACAUGUAAACCAACCUGCCAAACUGCGGGAACCUGCACUUUUAAAGUUCUCUUUAAAGGAACCGACUUGUUGAUUAAACGAUUUCUUGCCUGGGACGGGCGGCGCGCAUCGAAAGGGAUGGCAAGGGCGCGCCAACCCCCCCCGCGCCACCUCUGCUGGCUGCAGCCUCCGCUUGCGGCUCGACCGGCCGCGUGGGGCCGCGGUGGCAGUGCCAAGGUCCCUCACGCUCCCUCUGUGCCACCAAGAGCAGCGGCUCGGCAGAGCCAGGCAUCGAGCUUGUAGGGAAAGGGCGAACAAAAAAGCCUGGGUAGAAAAAAAAAAGGGAGAUUUCUGCUCUCCCCUGUGCCAGAGCUGCGUGUGGCCGGCGGAGAUGAUGCACAGGAGCCCCGAGACCCCCGACUUGCUCUGAUGCUUGGGCCUCAGCGUCUCAAAGACGUUUCCAUCCCCCUGGCCACGAGACAUUUUGCCACUUUAGUUUCAAACAGACCUCGGCAGCGGUUCCCUCGAGCAGGGCAACCUCAGCCACGAGGGAUUGCUCAUUCCAGACCAAGAUUUUGUGUUUGUUUGUUUGUUUGCUCUGGCAGUUUAGCUGAGUGUGCAUUUCCACCUCCAGAACCCUCACACUGUGUAUAAAAAUGGAUAAAAUAUAUAUAAUAUAUAUUCUUGUGAAUGUUGGUGCAAAAGAGAAAAAUAUAUAAAGUUUCAGUUGGUUUUAUGUUAUUUUUUAUCUAUAUGAAUGAAAGAAAGAAAUGGAAAACAUUUUUUUUCCAUUUACCACCCUCCACACACACCUACCUGUAGAUAUCGACAGGUUUUAUGGAAAUGUUUUACUUUUUAGAUUUAGGAACAUGCUUCUGUUCUCAUUGAAUGUUCUGUCUUGUAAGACUGUAAUUUCUAUUUUUUUAAAGAAAAGAAAAUAACUAAAUAAAAUUUCCUCUUUUGGACCAGUCAGCUAGGAAGGGAGGGCAGGGGAGGGAGAAAUGUUUAUUUAAGGACAAAAACAUUGUCUGAAUUUUUCAUGACAUUAAAUAAAAAGUAAUAUAAUGUAUGGAUGAAAAACUUUUUAUUGAGGUGUAUUCUAUAGGCAUAUAGAUGUAUAUUGCACAGAAUCUACAGGGAGAAAAAUAAAGUCUGUUUUACAAGGUAAAAAAAAAA
Messenger RNA from Athene cunicularia (burrowing owl), 5868 nucleotides. RefSeq names its product nuclear receptor ROR-beta-like. The record is from RefSeq and is a predicted model, not a curated record. Gene Ontology annotation, molecular function: nuclear receptor activity; zinc ion binding; RNA polymerase II cis-regulatory region sequence-specific DNA binding. The coding region runs from base 96 to 2129 and encodes 677 amino acids. Lineage: Eukaryota; Metazoa; Chordata; Aves; Strigiformes; Strigidae. The transcript is spliced from 9 exons. Gene Ontology annotation, cellular component: nucleus. Gene Ontology annotation, biological process: regulation of transcription by RNA polymerase II.